AUGGUAGAGGUGCCACAUCCUUUCGAGGCAAAGACAACAACUACUACUGAGGUUACUCCAAGGAUAGUUGUUGAGGUGCCUACUCUGUAUAUGGCUACUAAGGCGCCAACUACUGAUGAUAUGGAGGUUACUACUCGUGUUGAGACAAAUGCAUUCCUCCUCCUGAGACAUAUGUCACUACUCCUCGUGAGACAUAUGUCACUUCUCCUGCUUCAACAAACUAGAAUUUACACACGAAUGAAGGGUUUCUUGGUGAUCCCAGUGACUGUUUUGUUCUCACAGGAUAUAUGGAUCAUAUGGCAUUCAGAUUAUGGCAGGGAGAUGUACGAAAAUGAUAUUCUGAUGAUGUGA
Messenger RNA from Vicia faba (fava bean), 351 nucleotides. NCBI's taxonomy places the organism in Eukaryota, Viridiplantae, Streptophyta, Magnoliopsida, Fabales, Fabaceae. The record is from the annotation of a GenBank genome assembly.